AUGCAGGAUCCCCAUCGGCAAUCGAACGCCGGAAAUGCGUCCGGUCAUUGCCCCUCCUCCUCCUCCUCCUCGCCUCGAAUCCAAGUCCAGCUCGAGGACGUGUGGUUCGGCGUCACCGAUCCGAAGGAGCGACGCAGAUUACAAAACCGGCUGAACCAGCGAGCCCGAAGACAACGCCAGCAUGCGUCCCAAGCGCAACCGGCGACUUCCGAACCCCAACCCUCCCUCCCUCUCCCUCUCCCUCUAGCCCUCCACCUCCAACACCUCGACAACCUCCACAUCCUCGGCCCUAAAGCCGCCAACUCCCGCCUCACAAUCCAACACCUCGAAUCACUCAUCCACACCGAGUUCGCCACGGGCUCACCCCGCACCGACCUCCUCCUCGGAAUCACCCGCCUCAACUUCCUGCGCGCCCUAAACACCAACAUCGACGUCCUCGGCUACCAACCCAGCGCCAUGGCCCCCGACGACGCAAAAUCCAUGUUCAGCAUGAUCGGGCCACGAUGUCCGCGCACCCACGAUCGGGAAUCCGUCCUCCCGCCAGCCCUCCAGCCAACUCUGGUCCAGCGGACCGUCCCGCAUCAUCCCUGGCUGGAUCUGAUCCCCGUGCCGCAGAUGCGCGAUAAUCUGAUUCUCGUCGAGGAUCUGGUGGAUGAUGCGCAGCUGUGUCGCGAUAUGUGUGGGAAUGGGACCCGGGCGAGGGGUGUGGGGAUUGGGGAGACGGGGGUGAUUGUUUGGAAGGAUCCGUGGGAUCCGGAGGGGUGGGAGGUCACGGAGACGUUUGUGAGGCUGUGGGGGUGGGUGGUCAGGGAUUGUUGGGAGCUGUUUGCCUCGACGGAUGCGUGGAGGGCGAGGAGGGGGGAGAGGUCGCUGUUUCGGGGGUACAGCGCAGAGUACUAUUGCUUGGAGAUGAUUGGGAUGCGGCGAGAGGUCAAGACCACCCACCCACUUGGUCAAAAGGACGCAGUGCCUGCAUAA
Messenger RNA from Aspergillus heteromorphus CBS 117.55, 978 nucleotides. Its product is annotated as bZIP transcription factor. Bases 1 to 978 code for a protein of 325 amino acids. The record is from RefSeq and is a predicted model, not a curated record. Lineage: Eukaryota; Fungi; Ascomycota; Eurotiomycetes; Eurotiales; Aspergillaceae. The transcript is spliced from 3 exons.